Suncus etruscus (white-toothed pygmy shrew) is the source of this 2646-nucleotide messenger RNA. RefSeq names its product transmembrane protein 108 (gene TMEM108). The transcript has 6 exons. NCBI's taxonomy places the organism in Eukaryota, Metazoa, Chordata, Mammalia, Eulipotyphla, Soricidae. The record is from RefSeq and is a predicted model, not a curated record. Gene Ontology annotation, biological process: dendrite extension; retrograde axonal transport; postsynaptic density organization. The coding region runs from base 276 to 1997 and encodes 573 amino acids. Gene Ontology annotation, cellular component: endosome membrane; early endosome; postsynaptic density.
GUCGUCGCGGAGUACGCGGGGGCGCGAAGGUGCGAGCGCGAGGGAGCGCGUGCGCGUGCGCGAGCGGCGGGGCUUUCUCCAGCGCCGUCGGAAGGAGCCGGAGCGCCGCCGUGGAGUUGGUGAUUUCUUGGUUAUGGUCUUAUGUGUGACAUGAGCGAUGAAAGCAGCAGAGCUGAUGGGUCAUAUGGAUGUAAGUGCAUUUGAAGACUCUUACAUCCUCUCCUCCAGGACAGAAUCAUGAAUAAACUGGAGGACAAGCAGGACCAGAUGAUACCAUGAAGAGAAGCUUACAGGUCCUCUAUUGCCAACUGAUAAGCUCCCUCCUGACCUUGGCAUUGAUUGAAGCCCUGACAUUCACCACCCAAGAACCAUCUCCCAGGGAAUCUCUUCAGGUCCUCCCCUCAGACAUCACCCCAGGCACCAUGGAAACAGCAUCCACCAUCUCUAACAGACACUCCUCUGUGGCAGCUGCCUCACACCCUGUGCCGACGCUGACUCCCCAUCUCCAUGGGCCCUUGGCACCGGCCUCAGUUUCUGUGGCAACAACUUCACUCCAAGCAGAUGGGCAACCCCCUGUAAGCAUAGUCUCUACCAUCAUAGCUGCAGCAACCACCCCUCACUCUGAAGAGUCUACAGAGCCCCUUCCUGCGGUCACAGAUGCACCCUCCCACUCUGAGCGCAGGCCCCUAGUCAGCACUGUGUCCACCAGUUUGCCCACAAAGCCACCAAGAACCACCAGUCACCAUACCACAGCACCCACACGGCCAGCCACUCACAGACCCCCCAGGCCCCCAGGCUCUUCACGAAGGGGGGCCAGUAGUUCAUCAUGGGCUGGCUCAUCCACAUCUGAUGGCCACCCAAGAAGGAAGAAAGGUCAGCAGGCACAGAACCAGACCACCGCACAUCUGGGGCAGAAGCGGCCCCUGGGGAAAAUCUUUCAAAUCUACAAGGGCAACUUCACAGAGUCUGCAGAGCCUGUUCUCUCUACCCUCACCCCCAGGAAUCCACCACAGCCUCAAACUGUGGCCAUAACCCUGGUGCCCCGCAGGACCUUGUGGGCCACCACCACUACCCCUCUGGCGACUGCAGAGGAUAAGUCAGGACUUAGCAGAGCAGACCAGGGGGCUGGCUCUACCUUCACCAGCCAAGGAGAGAAACCAGAUGUCCCAGCAGCCUCAGGAGUCCCUACCAGCUCACAACCUACCCUAGUGCCUUCUCAGGUCCCUUAUGGUGACCCACAAUACAGCUCUAACCACGCUGACUCCAGGCUUGGUGUUGCUGUUGGUGUUACUCCUGGCACCAACAAACCUCCAUCUACCAGCCCUGGGGCCUUCACAGCCACCCAGGGGCAGACCCAGGCUGCCUUUGAUGUCAGUGUCUCAGCCCCUUCCAAGGGCCUUCCUCAGGGAACAUCCUCACAGGCUCCAGCCCACCCCACUGACACCUCAGAAAACACUGUUUCCCGAGACCAGGAGGAGCUUACGACCACCCCUACCAUGACUGAUGAGGUGCCCAGGCCUUUCUCCACAGUGGUGUCCACUGCCACAGGAAACUUCCUCAACCGCCUGGUCCCUGCUGGCACUUGGAAACCUGGCACAGUGGGGAACAUCUCCCAUGUGGCUGAAGGGAACAAGCCUCAACACAAAGCCACCAUCUGCCUAAGCAAGAUGGACAUCGUCUGGGUGAUCCUGGCCAUCAGCGUGCCCAUCUCCUCCUGCUCUGUCCUGCUGACAGUUUGCUGCCUACGAAGAAAGAAGAAGACAACUAACCCAGAGAAUAACCUGAGCUACUGGAACAAUGCCAUCACGAUGGACUACUUCAACAGGCAUGCUGUGGAGUUGCCAAGGGAGAUCCAGUCCCUUGAGACAUCAGAGGACCGGCUCUCAGAACCCCGCUCCCCAGCCAAUGGUGACUACAUGGACACUGGGAUGGUUCUUGUCAACCCUUUCUGCCAAGAAACACUGUUUGUGGGAAGUGAUCAGGUAUCCCAGAUUUAACUGCAGCAGUGCUUGCUUUGCUGGUCCCAAUUUUCAUCUCUAAAUAAUAUAUAUUCAAAAAUAUAUUAUGAAUAUAAUAUUUGUGUAACCCCUGAGAAACAUUUUCAACAUUUUUCCCUAAGAAUUGUCAACAUCUUUUUUUACAAGUGUGGUUAUAAAAAAAAAAAAACUUUUCAGAACGAUUCGUGGCUUUAUAAAAUAAAGGUAUUUCUAAGCAAAGCAGUCGCAGUGAGUGCUUCUCUUAAUGGAUGUGACUAGUUAUGCCUGUAGCCCCAGCAGAUGAGGGAACAGCACACAUAGAACUGGAUGUCAAAAGGGCCAGGACAGUCCUUUAAAUGCUUCUGAAAGCUCAGGUUCCUCUUCAUCCACUGAGACCCUGCUUCUUCCCCUUGCAUAUGCAGCCCUCUAAAGGGACUGGACUGCCUAGGGAAAGCCAGUGAACUGAUUCCAGGCAGGAAAAAGGGAACAUCUCACUCCAUAGCAUGAGAAACAAUCUGGCACUAACCCUAAUAGCUGUCAAGUUGUGAGCACAGGCAGAAGUGUGCAGCAUCAAGAAUCAUUGGAGGACAUCCAACAUCCUCAGGCCAUGUUUCCCUAACCUCACCCACCUGGGGGUCUCUACUAUGAUAAUUACAGAACCUUAUUCGCC